This is a messenger RNA of Osmerus eperlanus (European smelt), 3143 nucleotides long. It is a transcript of the gene efemp1, whose product is annotated as EGF containing fibulin extracellular matrix protein 1. The record is from RefSeq and is a predicted model, not a curated record. The transcript is spliced from 11 exons. Lineage: Eukaryota; Metazoa; Chordata; Actinopteri; Osmeriformes; Osmeridae. Gene Ontology annotation, molecular function: calcium ion binding. The coding region runs from base 20 to 1564 and encodes 514 amino acids.
AACAUUCCACAAGAACCGCAUGUUCGCCAGAAGUGUUGCACACCAACCAGUUUCUCCAAACACACCACACGCUCUGUACCCGGCCGCGCAUCCUAAAGUAGCUGCUGUUAUAUUUGGAAACGGAGUCUACAUCAACAGGUUACACAGAUACUGCAGGGAACUCUUAGUCCAGACUCGUCGUUUCGACGCUAUGCUGGGGAUCUGCGUGUGUCUCUGCGCCGUCUUCACCCAUGUCCUCUCGCAGGACGUGGAGGAGCCAAUCACCUACACAUGCACAGAUGGAUAUGAGUUUGACCCUGUUCGACAGGUGUGCAAGGAUAUUGAUGAGUGUGCACUGGUAAAUGAUGCCUGUAAAGGAGGAAUGAAGUGCAUCAAUCACUUCGGCGGUUACCUCUGCCUACCCCAGAAUGCUCAAAUCUUUGUCAGCAACGACGACGACCAGUUCCGCGCCGCAGAACCCAUCCCACUGGUCCCUCCAGUCCCGCCCACAAGACUCCAGCCCCCCCGGGUCCUGCCUGGCCGCGGUGGGGUCGGCACGGGUUCUCGAACCGUGCACUGUGCUCCCGGCUUCACACCGGACGACCAGAACUUCUGCAGAGACAUAGAUGAGUGUGCUACAGGCGUACACACCUGUGGUCCAGACCAGACUUGCUACAACACCAGAGGCUCCUUCACCUGCCAGUGUCAGCAAGGUUACCAGAGGAGUGAAGACCAGUGUGUGGACAGAGACGAGUGUGUUCUUUCCCAUUCCUGCAUGCAUGGGUGUGUCAACACUGAUGGAUCCUACUACUGUGAAUGCAACCAAGGUUACCGGCUGGCCAGUAACAACCAUAGCUGUGUGGAUUUGAAUGAGUGUGAGGUGAACAGCCCUUGCCAGCACCAGUGUUUCAACCUCAUGGGCUCCUUCCUGUGCCAGUGUGACCAUGGAUUUGAGCUUGCAGAUGAUUCAGUCACCUGCCAAGACAUAGACGAGUGCAGCUUCUCCAGCUACAUGUGUCAAUACCAGUGUGUCAACAGUCCAGGGGCCUACACCUGUGAGUGCCCAGAAGGUUACCAGCUCCAGGGAACCAGGCUAUGUCAAGACAUUAAUGAGUGUGAGACAGGGUCACAUGACUGCCAAGAAGACGAGACCUGCUGGAACUACUACGGAGGCUUCCGCUGCUAUCCCAGAAACCCAUGCCAGGAGCCUUACGUCAGGACGUCGGAGAACCGCUGUAUCUGCCGAUCGCCCACUGAGUGCCAGGGCCUCACACCAUCUAUCGUCUUCAAAUACAUGAGUAUCCAGUCGGAACGUUCUGUGCCAGCAGACAUCUUCCAGAUCCAGGCCACCAACAUCUAUCCCAACACACACAAUACCUUCAGGAUCAAAGCUGGCAAUGAAGCUGGCGAGUUCUUCCUCAGGCGUUCUAGCAAUGUUAGCGCCAUGCUGGUAAUGACCAAGCCUCUGUCGGGCCCCAGAGAGCACGUGGUGGACCUGGAGAUGGUCACCCAUCACAUGGCCAUGAACUAUCGUUCCAGCUCCCUACUACGACUCACCAUCAUCGUGGGUCCAUACUCCUUCUGAGAGCAGCCGAUCACAACACAGCCCAGCACAGCCAAGCUCAAAUCGACAAAGCGCUACCUAACCGUGUCCAGCAACACAGUUCACCACAGUUCAGCCCAGCCUUGCUCUGCCCUGCUAAUGGUCUCAACCACACAACCACCCCCUGCCCAGCAAGCUCAGCACAGAUGUUGUCAUUGUUGUCUGUCUUAUAUGAUGAGGGCUUGAUGUUACUGCAAUACUAUAACAUUACCUUCACACAAGCCUAGUCUACUUAACCUGUCCUUCUGUGUGAGACUGACUCUGCUGUCUUGUGAUAGUAUGUAAGAUCAAAUCAAUAUGUUGAAAUCAAUAAUAAUAAGAUAAGAAAUUCACACUUUCCUUGUGAGUGAGACUUCACCCUUUGCUCUUUAAAGGUGCAAUCCUUAACUUCCUAGUGGGUGGCCUUAGCCAUUUGUGGAGAUCUUCUAAGGGGUUGUAUGAGUAUGCAGAGUACAGUUAGCACAGCCCUGUGUUUGAUCGCAGGUCUGGAGCCCGUAACAAUUUGGGCAGAAGAGUUUAAUCAUGUUCAUCUGAGGAAAAAGUCACGCUUGUUCCUAGAGUUUACACAUAUAAGAAAGAGAGUGUGAGAAACGGAAAGAGAGAAGAAGGGAAUGAGGUGGAGAUUAUACCCUAGGUCCAGGGUGUGUGUGUGCGCGCUUGUUUGCAAUGCCAUGUUCAUAACCCAUAACCCCAUGACUCUGUCUCCAUACUUCAGCCCAGCCCUCUAAACGGGUCCCUCCGGACACAGAGCAGCCAUAAGGCCCAAACUCAGAACAUGUUCAGGAAAUGAUGGCAGUUCGUGCCACAUCUUGGCUCUGCACUCCGGUCGUUCGUUUUGGGCAAGCAGUCGACCUGUGCCACCAUGAGACGAGACCCCAGAGGUAUCGCUCCACCCUCUCAUGUUGAUCCCAGUCAAUAAGCCGGACCGCAACCAAGCAGGCUUACGUGAGAAAGAUAAUUAGGACGCUCCCGUAACUAGCCUCUAUAAGAAGCAGGGGAUCAUUAAAGUGUUAAGACCAUGCAGCCACUCAACAGCAGUCUAACACACAAACACACACACACACACCCUUCAUGGCCCCGGCUGCUUUUGGCUCUCAGACGCUCUGUUACACUGUAGAUACACGACCAGCACUGAUGCAAUGGCAACCGGUUUAAACUGGCCACAUAUGUUUUAGCUUUGAUGGUUCUUGUUUUCACAGCAACCUGUCCACAUUAGAGGGAAUUAUCUAGCCAUGCAAUACUGUAUGUUUCAAUGAUUUCAACCAUGUUCAAACUGCGAGGGUCAACAUUAACUAUAGUGACUAACACUGCCCUGGAUACAAAAAUUAACACACACAUUACACCAACUGUAACGCAACUUUCUCUUUGAUACUGUUGAAAAAAAGUUACUUCAGCCUUUAUAAAUGACACAGACUUACAUGACUGAUGCAGUAUUGUUUCACAUCCUUUUUUCUAUUUAAAUGACAUAUAUAUAUAUAUAUUUUUACACAUGUAACCUUGAUUGAAUGUACCCUGAAGUGCAAAUGUUACAAUAAGAAUAAAGUUGAUUGGAUAAACACAA